GAUGCCGAAGAAGAAGAAGCGGAACACUGCCCACCGCGGCGGCGGCGGUGGCGGCUCAGGGGCAGCUGCAGCCACGGAGACCACGGCAGGUGGCCAGCAUCGAAAUAUUCAACCUUUCAGUGACGAGGAUGCAUCGAUCGAAACCAUGAGCCACUGCAGUGGUUACAGCGAUCCUUCCAGCUUUGCUGAAGACGGACCAGAAGUUCUGGAUGAAGAAGGGGCGCAAGAAGACUGGGAGUACAAGCUGAAGGGCUUCAUGGACCUGACCCUGGAUAAGAGCGCCGAGACCAGGCAGGCGGCCCUCGAGGGCCUGCGGAGCGCCCUGGCUUGCAAGCUGCUCUCCGAGUUCCUCCUGGAAAGAAGGAUGACUCUGACCGACAGCAUGGAGCGCUGCCUGAAGAAAGGGAAGAGCGACGAGCAGCGCGCAGCCGCAGCCCUGGCGUCUGUCCUCUGUGUUCAGCUGGGCCCCGGGAUCGGAAGUGAAGAGGUUCUGAAGACCCUGGGACCGAUCCUGAAGAAAAUCAUUUGCGACGGAACAGCUAGCAUCCAGGCGCGGCAAACAUGUGCCACGUGCUUUGGCAUUUGCUGUUUCGUGGCCACGGAGGACAUCACUGAGCUGUACGCGGCCCUGGACUGCCUGGAGGGCCUCUCCUCCAAGGCCGGCCUCAAGGAGAAGGACGCCCUGGUCCUCGGCAGCGGCCCCAGCAGCGGGCUCCCCGGCAGCGCGCUCCUGGCCUGGGAGCUGCUGCUCACCCUCUGCCCCGCCAGCGAGCUGAGGAAGCGGCUGGAGACGCAUUUCCAUAAGCUCCCGAGCCUCCUGUCUUCGCGGCAAACAUCCUCCUGUCUUCGGACGGACGACGUGAACUUGAGGAUCGCGGCCGGGGAGACGCUGGCGCUGCUGUUGGAACUGGCCCGGGGCAUGGAGAGCAACUUCCUUUACGAGGACAUGGAGUCCCUGACCGAGCUGCUGAGGGCCCUGGCGACUGACGGCAGUAAGCACCGGGCCAAAGGGGACGAGCGGAAGCAGCGGUCGGUGUUCAGGGACGUGGUGCGGGCCGUGGAGGAUCGGGAUUUUCCGACGGAAACGGUGAAGUUUGGUCCUGAGCGCAUGCACAUCUACUGCUGGGUCAAGAAGCACCCCUACGACACGUUCAGGGAGGUCCUGGGCUCCGCCUGCAGUACCACCUCCGGCGAACGAAUCUCUUCGCCCGUGUUCGAACUGGGGCCGCCGGUGAUGCUCGCUGCUGCAACACCGAAAACGAUGAAGAUCUCCCGCUUCGAAAGGCGUUUAUGUAAUUCCGCAGCCUUCAAAGCCCGAACAAAAGCUCGGAGCAAAUGUCGCGACAAGAGAGCAGAUGUGGGCGAGUUCUUCUAGAUUCACACGCGAAGGCGACUUCCUGGUCCCCAGUUCCUUCUUUUGUAAUUUCUCAUGUAUUUAAACUCUGUAGACAGUUUUUAUCGUGGGUCACCCUAGAUAGCUUUUGUAGCAGGGGUUCGAUUACUUAUAAUUUAAUGUAUAGAUUGCAACUGUGAGUUCUGAUUAUGGACUUUUCUCUGUAACUAUCAGUAAACCAUGAAGAAGGUGAAAAAAAAA
Messenger RNA from Myotis davidii, 1594 nucleotides. RefSeq names its product interferon-related developmental regulator 1. The transcript has 2 exons. NCBI's taxonomy places the organism in Eukaryota, Metazoa, Chordata, Mammalia, Chiroptera, Vespertilionidae. Gene Ontology annotation, cellular component: nucleus. The coding region runs from base 2 to 1375 and encodes 457 amino acids. The record is from RefSeq and is a predicted model, not a curated record.